Ochotona curzoniae (black-lipped pika) is the source of this 3311-nucleotide messenger RNA. RefSeq names its product chromodomain Y like (gene CDYL). The transcript is spliced from 7 exons. Gene Ontology annotation, molecular function: transcription corepressor activity. The coding region runs from base 463 to 2103 and encodes 546 amino acids. The record is from RefSeq and is a predicted model, not a curated record. NCBI's taxonomy places the organism in Eukaryota, Metazoa, Chordata, Mammalia, Lagomorpha, Ochotonidae. Gene Ontology annotation, cellular component: nucleus.
CGUUGGCAGGGAGUUGGAUCAGAAAUGAAGAGCUGGGGCUAGAACUCACACUGUCGGGGAUGCCGGCAUCACGGGCUGAGGUCAGUCAGCUACUUCACAGCCCUGGCCCCAGUAAACUUCUUAACUGCCUUGAUCUUUAAAAGAGAGUAAUAAUAAUUGGGUAAACCAUGGAGUGGGGCUGGAAAUGCUGGCUGUGCUAACACGAAUCCGCAGCUUUAUCCUCUGUUCCUGGUUAGAUUGUGAGACUCACCAUUUCACCUUUUGCAGAACUUGGCCACGGACAACUUCCACCAACUUGUUUUAUGACAGGUGGACUGAUGAAGUAAUAGAGAAAUCUCCCUUUGUUGAAGGUAUUCCAGAACGUGAGGGUGGUCUUGUGGUGUGCCAGGCUCUUUGAGCCUGGUUGGACACAGUCGAGUGGCAACUUUGUGCAGGGCACCGCGUCACAGGGACCGCGGCUGCAUGGAUCUGAUCCCUCACCCUCAUCUGCCUGUGGAAAGGAUUGUCGACAAAAGGAAAAACAAAAAGGGGAAGACGGAGUACCUCGUCCGCUGGAAAGGCUACGACAGCGAGGAUGACACAUGGGAGCCCGAGCAGCACCUGGUGAACUGCGAGGAGUACAUCCACGACUUCAACAGGCGCCACUCGGAGAGGCAGAAGGACGGCACGCUCGCCCGGGCCAGCCGGAGCUCCCCCAGCAAUGCCCGGAAGCAGAUCUCCAGGUCUACCAACAGCAGCUUCUCCAAGGCCUCUCCUAAGGCCCUGGUGAGCGGCAAGGACCCCGAGGCCAAGAACAGCCAGCUGUUUGCUGCCAGCCAGAAGUUCAGGAAGAACUCGGCCCCGGCACUGGCCGGCCGGAAGAACAUGGACCUGGCCAAGUCAGGCAUCAAGAUCCUUGUGCCUAAGAGCCCCAUUAAGAGCAGGACCGCGGUGGACGGCUUUCCGAGUGAGAGCCCCGAGAAGCUGGACCCCGCCGAGCAGGGUCCCGAGGACACAGUGGCGCCGGAGGUGGCGGCAGAGAAGCCUGUCGGAGCCUUCCUGAGCCCUGGUGCGGAGCGAGCCCGCAUGGGAAGCAGGCCCCGAAUACACUCACUGGUGCCUCAGGUGGCUGGUCCUGUGACCACAGCCAUGGCCACGAGCUUAACCAUCAAUGGGAAAGGUCCCUCUCCAUUCAUGGAUGUGUUGACAGCCAAUGGGACGGCCAACAUACAGACAUCCGUGACAGGAGUGACCACUGGGAAAAGGAAAUUUCUGGAUGAAAGGAGAGAUCAGCCUUUCGACAAGCGGCUGCGUUUCAGCGUGCGGCAGACAGAGAGCGCCUACCGGUACAGAGACAUCGUCGUCAGGAAGCAGGACGGCUUCACCCACAUCCUGCUCUCCACGAAGUCCUCUGACAACAACUCUCUCAACCCAGAGGUGAUGAAGGAGGUCCAGAGUGCCCUGGGCACGGCGGCUGCCGACGACAGCAAGCUGGUGCUGCUCAGCGCCGUGGGCAGCGUCUUCUGCUGUGGCCUCGACUUCAUUUAUUUUAUCCGACGCCUGACAGAUGACCGAAAACGAGAAAGCACUAAGAUGGCAGAAGCCAUCAGGAACUUUGUGAACACAUUCAUUCAGUUCAAGAAGCCUAUCAUUGUAGCAGUGAACGGCCCGGCCAUCGGGCUGGGCGCCUCCAUCCUGCCCCUCUGUGACGUGGUAUGGGCCAACGAGAAGGCCUGGUUCCAGACCCCCUACACCACCUUCGGGCAGAGCCCCGACGGCUGCUCCACCGUCAUGUUCCCCAAGAUCAUGGGAGGCGCCUCCGCGAAUGAGAUGCUGCUCAGUGGGCGGAAGCUGACCGCGCAGGAGGCGUGUGGCAAAGGCCUGGUCUCACAGGUGUUUUGGCCGGGGACCUUCACCCAGGAAGUCAUGGUUCGGAUUAAGGAGCUUGCCUCGUGCAAUCCAGUUGUGCUGGAGGAGUCCAAGGCACUGGUGCGCUGUAACAUGAAGGUGGAGCUGGAGCAGGCCAACGAGCGCGAGUGCGAGGUGCUGCGCAGGAUCUGGGGCUCGGCCCAGGGCAUGGACUCCAUGUUGAAGUACCUGCAGAGGAAGAUCGAUGAGUUCUGACGGGCGCCCCGGCCUCCUGUCCCGGCGCCUGCUCUGGAAACAGGCUGCAAGACGUCCAAGCUAUUUAUUAUCGAGGAGUUUUUAAAGUACUGUAACUUGAAAAUAAAUAACUACAAAGUCCUCUGUCCGCCGUCACUCUUUGUAACUCACCUAUGCGCUGGAAGAGCCCGCGUGCCGGCCGCCCCUUGGGGAGCUUGGGCUGCUUCUCCGUGGCUGGUAUUGUAUGUAAAAAAGCGAAAAUGUCUGUUUUAUUUGGGGUGACAGAAGAAUGUUCUCCUUGUAGGACACAGCCUUGAAGGGGAGUGAUCACCCGCGCCCGCCCCGGGGUGAGCGCACAGCAGCCUGCGGUCCAGGGCGCAGAGCCCUCCCGGUGUGGGCCCCUGUGCCAGCCGGGCACUUCCCGCCCGGAGAGCAGAGGGGGCUGCUGUCUGCCAGGCAGGAAGCUGUGUUAGCCAACAACUGGUCCGCCCCCAAGUAUGCCAGAGUUCCGAGUUAGCCUUCUUGGGGUUUUUAAAUAGUUUUUCUGACCCCCUUCUUGAAAUAAAUAACUACGUAAGUGCUUCUUGUUGCUGGGUUGAGAAAUACUACUUUAUAUACCGUUCCUGGGAUUUCUAUUUGCAGCUAUGGUUGAUGUAUUACACCAAAAAAAAAGUAUUUUUAUGUUUAUAAAGUGUAAUUUUUAGGUUCACUUAGAAUAUAUUUUAUUUAAUAAGUUAAAAUUCUUUGGCACACUAUUAAAUGCAAGAACUCCUUUCGAAACAAAAAGCAACUACCUUCCGGGCAGCAGUUCCUGUAAUGGUCUCUGCCCUUCUUGUGUGCGAUUCCACACCGUGCAGCGUGGCGCCCACGAGCGCCUUGCCCACGCGUGUCCCCACCAGGGGUGGAGGGCCAGGUGCCCGGCGCCAGGCGCCCCAGGGCACAGCCUGCAGUCCUUAUUGAAUGUAUGAAGAAUGAAAUCAAAUCAGAAACCUUAUUUUUGUACAGUUUUGCGGUUUAUACUUAGAACUGACCACCUCCCAGCCACGCGGAGAGCUGUACAGUGUGUAAAUCUCCCUGCCUUGGACUGGUCCAGUAUUUUUGCAUCUGUGGGACCUACUUUUUCGUUGAGUAAUUUGGACUAUAUAUAAACUGUACAAUCUGUAAAGUUUUUAUAGAAUGAAUAUUCAGCUGUGAAAAAACUGGUUAAAUAAAACUAAUAUUUCUUAACA